This is a messenger RNA of Sceloporus undulatus (fence lizard), 2547 nucleotides long. It is a transcript of the gene BHLHA15, whose product is annotated as basic helix-loop-helix family member a15. Gene Ontology annotation, molecular function: protein dimerization activity. The transcript is spliced from 3 exons. The record is from RefSeq and is a predicted model, not a curated record. NCBI's taxonomy places the organism in Eukaryota, Metazoa, Chordata, Lepidosauria, Squamata, Phrynosomatidae. Bases 980 to 1504 code for a protein of 174 amino acids.
UAGUUUGAAUGAGAGAAAGAGAGGAGUGUGCAUGCAGGAAAUCCCUAUCUAUCUAAAGGGGAAAGAGAAUGCAAAAACCUUUCAACAUGCACUGAUUAUAAUACACUUAGAAAGCAACAUAAAAGCCGGAAUGGGAAACCUUUGGUCAUCCAAAGGUUUUAGGCUACGACAUUUUGUUAUGCUCUGUUGGGCUGAUGGGCAUUGCAAGCCAAAAUAUCCGGUGAGUCAAAAGGUCCUCAUUCCCAAACUGGUGGAAAAUAUUCCUUUGAGUCUGCCACAAAAAGGGGAUUCAUGCGAGAAAAGGGAAUGAAGAGAGCGAUCCUGAGUUCCUUGACUGAUGAAGAAACCAUAACAUACCUCUCUCUUGUGCAACAGAAGGGGGCAAUGCCAGGAUCACUGAAAUCCUUGCUAACGUUGUAUAUAAUGGUGCAACUGCAUGGCACAGCCGUACUGUCUGUCACAAUCUUGCAACUGCCACACACACACACACUCAUCCGUGUGGUUUAUUUGCAGAAGCCUCGUCCAAGCCAGACUCCACCCUUCUCACCUGUUUGUCCAUUAAAGUGACGUGUCCCAGCUCGAGUUUGCAGUCUGCAGGAGCCAGAAGAACUGCUUGAAGUCCUGGAGACCGGUCACUUUCGUGCCGCUGGGUCAUUUCUCAUUUCUGGUCCAUGCUAGGUUAGAGGAAUUAAGGAUGCUGCUUGCAACUGUUCCAUCACUAGUUCUCAGAAUUCCUGACUGUUGACCAAACCAGCCGGGGCUUCUGGAAGAUGAAGUUCAAAACACCUGGAAAACCAGCGUUUGGGAACCAGUGACGUAAAGGAAGAAGUCCAGAGGAGUAAGAAGAUUGCUAGGUACAGUAUCCAGAGCUUGGUCGUUGUCUUCCGUCAAAGGACUUGGAAGCCCCUUGGUUGGUGUAGGAAGCUUCUUUGUCUGGAGAUAAACCAAGUGAGAUCUGGUCCCUUCGAUUACACCAACAAUGAAGGCCAAAAGCAAAGGGGCAAAAUGCCGGCAGGCGGCCAAGGAGGAUCCCUUGCCCCAAGAAACGACUCGGAGCAGAGAGGAACGUCUGAAAUGUUCACGGUGCAAAGAGAAAAGGAAUAAAGAGACCCAGAAGGCCACCCCCAAAUCUGCAAAAGAUCUCCCUUGGAGCAGCAAGGACAGGCGCUUGCGGAGGCUGGAGAGCAAUGAACGCGAACGCCAGCGCAUGCACAAGCUCAACAACGCCUUCCAGGCCUUGAGGGAGGUCAUCCCCCACGUCAGGGCAGAGAACAAGCUCUCCAAAAUCGAGACACUCACCUUGGCCAAGAACUAUAUUAAAUCGCUCACCUCGACGAUCCUCCGGAUGUCCAACGGGCAUCUCCCUGCUGUCGCAGGCCCCGGUUCUGGCAGCCGAUCCAAACUGUACGAACACUAUCAGCAGCAAUGCGGGGAAGACGAUGAGCCCACAGAGCAGCUUCAGAAGUACUCCACCCAGAUCCACAGUUUCAGACAAGGAAGCUGAAGGUGGCCUGGGUCUUAGAAAGUGCUCAACAGCAACAGAAUAGGACUUCUCAAGACUUUUUCCCCACCACAAGGUUUAAGGAGGCCCAGAUUUAUGCUCCUUGCCUGCUUUCAUGGAAUUGUUGCUUUGCUGAAGGAUUCCAAAGGUGGUAAAUAGAAUAUGCAAAGGCGAUAUACAUAAUGUUGUUGCAUCUCCAUAUGAACUGUGAAGUCGAAGGCUUUCAAGGCCGGCAUCCAUAGUUUUUUUGUGGGGUUUUUAGGCUAUGUGGCCAUGUUCUAGAAGAGUUUAUUCCUGACGUUUCGCCAGCAUCUGUAGCUUUGGCAUCUUCUGAGAAGCCGUUGUAAAUUUGGGGUGAAAUUGGAUCAGAUGCCUUUCAUACAAUUAGCAGGACCAUAAGCUCUUGUGUUGUGUAAAGGUUCUGGAAGGGAGGACUGUUUGGUGCAAGGCAGCCUUGUGUGUUACAUGAGCAAACAUACAGCUGUGUUAGUUUGUAGAAUCAGUAUGUAGAGAGAUCCUGUAGCACCUUUGAGACUCACUGAAAGAAAGAAGUUGGCAGCAGGAGCCUUUGUAGAUGCAUCUAAGGAAAUAGACUGAAAGCUCCUGCUGCCAACUUCUUUCAGUUAGUCUCAAAGGUGCUACAAGAUCUCUCUAUAUACUGAUUCUACAGAUUAACUCAGCUCUAUGUUUGUUCAAACAGUUAUUUUUCUGAUUUGAUGCCUGCAUCAUAUUCAUGUACCUUGGAGCUGAAUAUGUGAUAUUCAGAAAGGACCUGUAGUAUUUAUCUAAGUACAACACCUAGCAGAAUGAAGCCUGAAGGGUGCUGUCUUGUUAUAAACUGUAAAUAAUACUAGUAUUACCACCACCGAGUAUAACUUUUUUUUUUUGCAAUUGAUCAAAUAAGAGAUUCUGUUGAUAUAUAUUUAACCUCUUUGAUUAAAUGGAGGGCAUUAUUAGUUAAACUGAUUCUGAGCCAAUGUGAAGCUCUUUGGAAAGAAAGAUGCAAUAGUACUGUGAAAUACAAUAAAAUAAUUAAAAGCAAUAUU